Messenger RNA from Sturnus vulgaris (Common starling), 2358 nucleotides. RefSeq names its product cytochrome P450 family 4 subfamily V member 2 (gene CYP4V2). NCBI's taxonomy places the organism in Eukaryota, Metazoa, Chordata, Aves, Passeriformes, Sturnidae. The record is from RefSeq and is a predicted model, not a curated record. Gene Ontology annotation, molecular function: heme binding; oxidoreductase activity, acting on paired donors, with incorporation or reduction of molecular oxygen; iron ion binding.
CUGCAACUGCAGUGCCGGCUACAGGCAGCACCAGUUCCUCAUCAGGGAUCAGGGCUCCGAGCGGGAGGCUGAGAGGUGAUGAUGGAGGUCGUGGAAGCAUUCUCAGGGCGACCCCAGCUGCUGCCCUGGGGAGCUGGAGUCGUUGCUCUGCUUUUGACAAUUGUGACUGUGUGGUCCCUGCCCUCCCUGAUGGAAUACUGGAGGCAAUGGUGGAUGUUGAACUCGAUCCCGGGUGUCAGCCCCUGCUAUCCUGUGCUGGGAAAUGCCCUGCUCUUGGAGCGGAAAGGAGAAGAUUUUUUUAAACAGCUACAACAUUAUGCUGAAGAGUUCAGAAGCUGGCCAUUGUUCAAACUUUGGAUAGGACCAGUGCCUGUCAUGGUUUUGUAUCACCCUGACAAUGUGGAGGUUAUCCUGAACAGUUCAAAACAUAUAGAAAAAUCAUACCUGUACAAAUUCCUGCAUCCGUGGCUGGGCACUGGACUUCUGACAAGCACUGGAGAUAAGUGGCGGUCACGGAGGAAGAUGAUAACUCCCACAUUCCACUUCGCAAUCUUGAAUGACUUUCUAGAGGUCAUGAAUGAGCAAGGAAAUAUUUUGGUGGAGAAACUUGAGCAGCAUGUUGACAAGGAGCCAUUUAAUGUCUUUAUGGAUAUCACUCUAUGUGCCCUUGAUAUCAUUUGUGAAACAGCAAUGGGCAGGAAUGUGGGUGCCCAGAAGAAUAAGGAUUCUGACUAUGUUUCUGCUAUCUACAGGAUGAGUGAUCUAAUCCAACGGCGACAGAUGAGCCCUUGGCUUUGGCCUGAUUUUAUAUAUAUAUUGUUCAAAGAAGGAAGAGAGCACAAGAGGAACCUCAACAUCCUUCACAAUUUUACAGAUACAGUCAUUGCAGAAAAAGCGGAGGAACUUAAAAGCACCAAGCAAAAGAAACAUGAUAGUGAUGCCAACUGUGAAGAAAAUGGUUCCAGAAAGAGAAAAGCAUUCCUGGACAUGCUGCUGAAUGCAACAGAUGAUGAAGGGAAAAAAUUGAGCUACAGGGACAUUCGUGAGGAAGUGGAUACUUUUAUGUUUGAGGGCCAUGAUACAACAGCAGCUGCUAUGAACUGGGUCUUGUACUUGCUUGGACAUAAUCCAGAAGUUCAGAAGAAGGUUCAAAGGGAAUUGGACGAGGUGUUUGACAAUACUGAACGUUCUGUUACAACGGAUGAUUUGAAGAAUCUCCGAUACCUUGAAUGUGUUGUGAAAGAAGCUCUUCGUCUCUUCCCUUCAGUUCCCAUGUUUGCCCGUACCUUGAGAGAGGAUUGCUGUAUUAAGGGACAUCAGAUACCAAGAGGUGCAAAUGUCCUUGUUUUAACCUAUGCCUUGCAUAGAGACCCUGAGAUUUUCCCUGACCCAGAGGAGUUCAGGCCUGAGCGAUUCCUCCCUGAAAAUAGUAAGGGAAGGCACCCAUAUGCUUAUGUGCCCUUCUCAGCUGGUCCCAGGAACUGCAUUGGUCAGCGCUUUGCACAAAUGGAGGAGAAAACUCUUCUAGCCCUCAUCCUGCGGCGCUUUUGGGUAGAAUCAUGUCAAAAGCCAGAAGAGCUUGGUUUAUGUGGAGAAUUGAUUCUUCGUCCAAAUAACGGCAUCUGGAUUAAACUGAAGAGGAGACCAAAUGCUGCAUCAGAAUAAAAGGAAUUUUAAGAGUUUACUUCCAAAAUGGUUUCAAUCUAUUUAGGCUGAGACAUAUUUUAAAAUCAAAUAUUUUGAUAUCAGCCCAGCAAUUUGUUAAAACUAUUUGUUACUGUUUUAUUAAAAAAGAUGUAGUAAUAGCUCUAGUUGCUCUACUUUUAUAGUGCUUGUAAACUUCAUGUUAAUCUUGGAAAUGCAAGUCAUUGAAACUUAAGUUUUAGUGCCUUAUCUGCUCAGAUGAAGCUAUUCUAUUGCCACAGUGCCACAAAAACUUUAGCUAUGGUAAUAACAACAACAAUGCCUGUGAUGAUCAGCUUACAUGCCAUGGCAUUUUCCAAGUAGCUGGAAGUCUCAAGUAUUUUUAAGGUUUUCAGGUUUCUUUGGUUCUGAAAAAUACAAGUGAUAAUCCUUCUUCUUGGCACACCAUUUUAUUUUUUUGUCAUGACUGCCUCUGUAAAGAUCAAGCAAAAAUCUCUGAUAAUUUCAUUCCUCCUUGGUAAACAUUUACAGUAGUUUGUGAAAGGAGUGAUCUGAAUUAUUUUUUGGCAAACUGUACCAAAAGCAUUAAUCUGUAAAAACAUAGCAGGAACGAGACAGUAUGCAAAUUAAACACAGAAUUUCACAAUAACAGAAGCAAUUUAUUAUUACAAACUUUGACAAUAAACUUCUACUAUGCCUCAAUGUAGACUGAAA